CGAAAACUUGUGAUCCGACGUACGUGAACUAUACAUACCAAAAUUAAAAUAGACUUUUUGUAUUGUGGUUUAUCGAAAAGUGUUGUGAAUACUUUUGCAGUUAUAUUAAGAAAAACAUAUUUAAAGAUGGUAAAUAGUUACUAUUUUUAUUUUUAUAUUAACGAAAGAAAAUUACGUUUACAAAAAUGGUAUGUGGCUCAUCCUGAUAAAUUGAAAAAAAAAAUUACACGAGAAUUAAUUACCACAAUAUUAGCACGAAAGCCAAAAAUGUCCAGUUUCUUAGAAUGGAAGGACGUUAAGGUUGUCUAUAAAAGAUACGCCAGUUUAUAUUUUUGUUGUGCAAUAGAACAAAACGAUAAUGAAUUAUUAACAUUGGAAAUUAUACAUCGUUAUGUUGAACUAUUAGAUAAAUACUUUGGAAGUGUUUGUGAAUUAGAUAUAAUUUUCAACUUUGAGAAAGCAUAUUUCAUCUUAGACGAAUUAUUGGUUGGUGGUGAAAUUCAAGAGACUAGCAAAAAAAAUGUUUUAAAAGCCAUUGCAGCUCAGGAUUUACUACAGGAGGUUAGUUAUGGGGAUGUACCCAUUGAGUUGUGACUUGUCCUUUUUAACGAUAUUAUAAUUUUUCUUUGUUACUUUCUAGUAAUAUUACAGAGUUGUUUUAAGAUAUACAUGUCUUCCAUAUACGUUGUCAUCUUUUUUGACUUUUGUUUAUGAGAAGGUUAAUUACAUUUUUACAAGUUUUAUUAUAUUCUUAUAAUUUUUACUGUUAUAUUGGUAUUUGGAAAUUCGUUUAAAACAACUCUUCUAAUAUAUUUAACCAUCAAUAGUUGGUGUGUAACAUUCUUAUGAAAAUAAUCAAAUUUCAUAUUGAUUAAGAGGUAUAUAUACAAAAUAUUAAAACCUCUUGACUGAUAUAAAUGUGGAGCAUGUUUGUAGCCUGUUUAUUCUGAGUAAAAUAAUGUGAUGAUAUUUAAGUUUAAUUGUAUUAUAUUAUUACACAUAUAUGUACAGUUCCUUUUUUUAAUAUAAAAAUUAAUAAUUACAUAUUAAUACUUACAUAUAUAUAUAAUUCACAUUUACUUUUAAAUGCACAUAGAUUAGUUUACAAUGAUACUUAAUAAAUUUAAAACAAAAAUGUACACAUCAAAAGAACAUGAAUCUAAUUACUAUAUUAUGUAAUAUUCUUUUAUGUGAAAGCAAUUAUCACAUUAUUUUACUGUCUGGAAAACUGGGUUAUCAUGAUAUUUUAAUGUUUAUUAACAGUGUAAUAUCUAAAUUGCAUGAUGGAAUGUAAUUCUUUUUAUUUCAACAUCCAUGUGUUGUUCUUUUUUUGAUUUGAUAUAUUUCCAUAUGUUUUAUGUGCUAUAUAUAUUAUAUAUUUUUCUAAUAUGAAAAUAGUUCUGUUCUUUUAUGUAGUUUAUUACAAAGUACUUAAAGUUUUUAUUAAUAUUUAAUGUGUGCUGUAUGUAAUUAUUGUUAUAUGUUUGGUUCGAAAAUCUGUAUUAUAAAUUCUAUUAAUAUGUAUAUGCAGUCAUGGAGAAUAUUCUUUAUUGUUAUGAAUCAUAAAUGGGAUUCAUAUCUUUUCAAUAUGUGUCAUAAAAUAAUCGUAGUUUUAUAUUAUAGUAUUUUCUGAUUAUAGUAUACACACACACACACACCAUAAUCAGAAAAACAAAAAAUGUCUGCUCAUUUUUUCCAGUAAUGUUAAGUAAAACAUUACGCAUAAAUGAAUAUAGAUAUAUUUUAUAUUUAAAACUGUUAUAACUUUUUAUUUUUUUAUAGCUAAUGCUAUGUGGAUAGUAUGCUUAUACGCUUAUCCUCUCUUUAAUAUAAGUGGGCUUAUACAUAUUAUGAAUUCUUAUUCAUAAUGUAUCCAACAGCAUAUCUAUAGUGAUAAAAUGAAAUGCAUAAAGAAUUAUUGCCAUAUUUUAAUAUCAAACACUGUGUUCAGUAUUGUGACAUACUUCAUAAAAUUAGUAAUAAUAUGAUAUUGUUUCUGGUUCAAAUGUUCCUUUAUCAUAAUAUUUUUCAGACUGAAGUAAAUCAGUAGAACUAUAUAAGAAAAAAUAGUUAGCUAAAAGAAUGAAUCUGCAUUAUGCAAGUAAAUGUUAUAAAAUAUGUUUUAAUUAUAUAACAUAAUUUAAUUAAUAUAAUUAACUUAUAGUAUUACUAAAAUAUUAACAAGACAUAACAUCAUUAUAAUAAAAGUUAUCUUUUCAUUUUGAUUUUUUAAAAAUUUAUUAGAUAUUUAGAGAAAAAUUUUUAGCUUGCUUCCUAUAGAUCAGCAAUAUUUCACAUAAAAUUAAUUUAUAUUUUAUUUGACAUUUUAUAAAUAUAAAAAUAUAAUUAUUUCUUUAAAUAUAAAAAAUUUAGAAUGAAAAUUUUCCAUAGUAAUCUUAUUUUGCAGAAAUUAAAUAAAUAAAUUGAUGGCUUCAUUUAAAAUUUGGUUUAUAUAUACAAUAAGUUUUUUUUAUAAACAAGAAUCCUUAUAAAAUAAAUUAUUAAUAUUAAAAUAAUAGUGUCAAUAUUUUUAGAAUAUCUUUUAAGAUAUUGCCAAUUAAAAUAUUAAACGUUAAGAUCAGAAAAAGAAUUAACAUUUUUAAAUCAAUAGCUUCAGUAAUUUUAUGAAAUUUUAAAGAUUACUUUCAUAUAUUUAUACAAACACUUUUUUAUUUCCACCCUUACAAUUAUUGUUUUGUAAGUUUUGUAUUAUAUAAUAUAAGAAAUAUAAUAUAAUUCAUUAUAAAAAUUACAUAUCUUCAUUUUAAAAUUUUAUAAAACUUUAUAAAAAGCUGUAAAAAAUAAUUAAAAAAAUGUUUUUAAUUUUAUAUAUCUAACUUACACCAUUUUAUUUAUUUAAAAUAAUCUUUCAAAUAUUACUUGAUGCAUAAAUAUUAGUAUUUAUAUUUUGGUUCUAUGCAUGAAUUGAGUAAUAUAAUGAUAACAAAAUAAAUAUUAUUAAAUAAUAUUGAGUUUAUUUUUUUUAUUUUGGUAAAAAUAAUAGUAUAAUUUAAUCAUUUCCCUUUUAUAAAAAUAAUUACUUCACUUUAAAGAAUGUGAUGCUAUAGAAAUGCUGUUGUCUAUAAGUAGUUAUUGAAAUGUAUGUAUAUAUUUCUAAAUUGUAAUAAAUAUUAAUUAUGGUCAAUUAUGUUCAUAAUUUUAUGUUGUAAUGAUAUUUAUUGUGAUAGAUAUGAUACCUUAAGUGGUAUCAUGAUAAGUUCCUACAAUGCGAAAAUAUGCUUGUAUGUUUAUUAUUUCUUUAGAUUUUCGUUUUAUAGAUUUGUAAUAUUUAUUUAUCUUAUUUCAAUAAGAUAUUAUACUGUAAGAGCAACAAAAAAUUAAUGGGUUUAUUUAUUCGUAGACAUAUAUAAAGUAAUUUCUCUUAAUUAUAUUUUGUUCAAAUAUCAAACAGUUUAAUGUUAGUGAUAGAUAUUUUUUAACAACAGUUUAUAAUAUGUUGUAACUAUUUCUACACAUAUAAAGGAUAUGUUAUGUUAUGUUUAUAUAUCAUUGUUGUAAUAUGUGUUUAAUUUGGAAUACCACUCUAAUUAUUACACAAAAUAAAUAGUAUAUUUUGUGAUUUAUUAGCAGAAAUUUUUAUGGUAAUAUUAUCAAAUUUUUUUUUUACUAGUUCAAUUGUAUCAUGAAAUUUUUGGAAAUGGAAGAUUGUGUUUAAACUUUUAAUUAGAAUUUCUACCAUCAAAUAUAAUAAUAAAUCAAUAACUUUAAUAAAUUUGUGCUUAAUGAGAAAAAUAUAUUUUCAUUAUACUAGAAAAAACAUUUUCAAUAUUAAAUUGAAUGAAAAAACAAGAGACAUUUAAUAUAAAAAUUGCAGUAAACCAUAAUAAAUACACUUUUAUCAACAUGGUAUUUGUUAUUAAUUUUAUUGAUUUCAUUUCAUUUAAGUGUUAAUCAAAACCAGAUAAUAAAAGUUUUAAUUCGUCUUUUUGUGUUCAGAAAAUUUUAUAAUAUAUAUCGUUUUUUAUAAUACAUAAUAUAUCAAAUAAAAUUAAUUUUCUUUGUCAUAUUAUUCUUAUUAUAAUAUAUUUUGUAACAUGUAAUUUAUUAAUAAGAUUCAGCUCAAGAUUAUUGUUCCGUUACUAAGGACAUAUCUAGAAAUACACUAAAGAUUAGUUAGAAUAUUUGUUUGUUUGUGGAAGGAUGAAGCUGUGGAAGGUGCCCUGCGGGAGAUAGGGCUUUUGUAGGUGCUGCGUUCUUGCAUGCCCUCCAUGGCCAAUCUGCCAGCCCACGUGAAUCAAGAUCCGGAGCAGACUCAUCCGCUGCAUGAUGUCAUCAUACAUCUCUACUUUUUCUAUAGUUAUUGAGCAUCAAUUUUUUGCGUAUCACUUACAACCCUUACAAAUUUAGUAUUUGAACAUUAGUAUAUUUUUUUAUAGGCGAGUAUCAUACAUAGAUAGAUUUAAUAGUACAUUCAUGUAGUUUAUGUAUAUUAUAUAUACAUGAUAUAUAUCAUAUAUCAUAUAUCAUAUAUAUACACAUUAUAGAAAUUCUUACUAAUUACGAGAUUGCUUUUCAUUUUAUCAUUGAGCAGAUAAUAGCAUAUAAUAUAGUAAGUCUCGUACUAUGGCAAUAAAGUUAUGCACAUUUAGAAAACCAUUAUUUCUGUAUGUGUAAACACAAAAGAAAGAAAUGUUUGGGUAUAAUGUUUACAUAAUUUUCUAACUGCAUAAGGAGUUUUUCUCUAAAAUGUAUAGUAUUAUAUUUAUCUACUUGAAAAUAUUUAUUUUAGUAUUUAAUUAGAGGUGAAUGUUUGAAAGUAUCACUUUUAUAUGUGUACAUGUGUAUAUACAUAAACAAGUGUCAAUUUUUAAUAUUAUAACUUUAACAUAGUAUAUAAUAAUACCCAUAAUAAAUGUAUACAAAGCAAUUUUUACACAAUUGUAUACAAAAUUAUAUACUACCUUUUCCAUGUAAUUAACUCAUUAUGUAUUUAUUGUUAACCCAUUAUGUAUUUACCCUUACAGGUGUUAAUAGCAUAUAUCUUCAAUUAUUUGUGUAUAAAAUAAAAAUAUCACUAGAAUUUUUAUUUAUUCACUCUUUGUUCUUUUGUUAAACUUUAUCAAACUUACAAUAUAUACACUUGACUAUAAAUACAAACAUUCUGUACGCAGCAUGCAAUACAGACAUUUUUUUGAUUGGUACUUAAGCAUUUUAAACGAAGCAAUAAAUGAACAUGUGCUUUGUGCAGCUUUGUGUAUCCAUACAAGUAUAUACUCAGUUAUAUGAAAAGGGUUCAGUUCACCAUUUGAAGCUGCAUCAAGGAGAUUACUUAAUUACAAACUAGGUACGUGUUUGUUUAUAUAUUUUCAUUACUGUAUAUUUGCAUUAUAUGAUAAUGUGCAGCAUCAAAGAAAUUGAUCCCUCUUCAUAUCUUUAAACAUGCUUUUUAUAUCAAUCUUUAAUUUAAUAAUACUAAUUCAUAUGUUUCAGGAGGAGACACCACAAGGUUUCUU
Molecule: messenger RNA, 5474 nt
Organism: Heterotrigona itama
Lineage: Eukaryota; Metazoa; Arthropoda; Insecta; Hymenoptera; Apidae
Source: the annotation of a GenBank genome assembly